Messenger RNA from Alexandromys fortis (reed vole), 609 nucleotides. RefSeq names its product WD repeat domain 83 opposite strand (gene Wdr83os). The transcript has 4 exons. The record is from RefSeq and is a predicted model, not a curated record. Gene Ontology annotation, biological process: protein insertion into ER membrane. Gene Ontology annotation, molecular function: protein folding chaperone. Bases 140 to 460 code for a protein of 106 amino acids. NCBI's taxonomy places the organism in Eukaryota, Metazoa, Chordata, Mammalia, Rodentia, Cricetidae. Gene Ontology annotation, cellular component: endoplasmic reticulum membrane.
UUCUCGGGCUGAGAGCUGCCCUGGGCCUGGGAGCAGAAGCGCUAGGCUACUGGUGUUACUCUAAAAGCAACCCUUCAUUCUCACACCGGAAGCUGCUGGUCUAGCAGUGAAAGAGGCACGGCGUGGUCUUCAGUUCGCAAUGUCUACCAACAAUAUGUCCGACCCACGGAGACCCAACAAAGUGCUGAGGUAUAAGCCUCCGCCGAGCGAGUGCAACCCAGCUUUGGACGACCCGACGCCGGACUACAUGAAUCUCCUCGGCAUGAUCUUUAGCAUGUGCGGCCUCAUGCUUAAGCUGAAAUGGUGUGCUUGGGUUGCCGUCUACUGUUCCUUUAUCAGCUUUGCCAACUCCCGGAGCUCGGAGGACACCAAGCAAAUGAUGAGUAGCUUCAUGCUCUCAAUCUCUGCCGUGGUGAUGUCCUAUCUGCAGAAUCCUCAGCCCAUGACACCCCCGUGGUGAUGUCACCUGGAGGGCUUGGAUCCUGGACUCCUGCCCGCCUUCUGGCCCAGCCUUUGGCUAUUUCCAACCUACCCUUAGCUGCUGUUUUCAACUUGCCUGAGUGUUGUCUCUGGUCUCCCAGCAUAAUGGAGGGAAGUUGUCCCGUUCUU